GGAUCCUCCCCCGGCUGACGGUAACGGGGUGGACCCUCCGUGUUUUCUCGAGAGUCUCAUGCCUGCCUCCACCACGAGGUUCCGGUACCGGGAGCUGUAGCUCAGAAGGAAGACUUGACGGCAGUGUACAGCUGGCGCAGUUUACGGCAGGUCGUGCAGCACAGGAAACACAUGCAGUUCUUCUGAUGACUAGAACCAGAAGGAACCGAGGCCGUUUGGAGUAACUUGAUUGGUCCAAACCCCUGACAGUCUUAUUUCCGGAAGCAGAAAAGGAAGUACCGGUGGGACCAGAAUGAUGUUCUGAAACUGACCAUGACCUUAAAUCCACAGCCUGCAGACUUAAAACUGCAUUGGUCUUUAAGCCCAUGAAAAAGAGGUCAGAGGUCAUUUGACCUGCAGACACCUGCUUACUAAGAAUCUGUGAACCAGGACCAGAAGUCAGCUCUGGAACCAACGUCCUGAAAACCUGAAACGGGCAGAAACUGUUGGCUCCUUCAAAUCAGAGAUUGUCCUGAUGGAGGCGCCGCCCUGCAGUCAGGUGGAGGAGCUGCAGCAAGAACAGGAACAUGGCUCCUCCCUCGUUGUCGGGCUCAGUCUCUGUGACUCCGCCCCCCUCCUGUGGCGGUUCCAGGACCUGAAGACUGUGAGGUCCAACAGCUUGGUGGGGGCACUUCUCGGCUCACUUCCCAGAACCCCUAGACAGAAUAUCCGACUGGGCCGUCCGCUCCUGCUAAUGCCGGAGGAAGAGAGAGUGCUGAGGGAACACCACGGCGCCGCUGCUCUGUCCGCUUGGAACCAGGUCAGGAACAGGGAUGCAGCGGGUGCAGCAGAGCUCCGGCAGCGGUAUGAGGAGGAGCAGCAGAGAAGCUUGGAGGAGCAGAGCAUUCUCGCUCUGGAGGACAGGAAGUUGGCGCUGCUCCGAGCCAUGACAUCAUCAUCAGGCUCCGAGUCUGGAGCAGGCUCAGAUGAGGCCCUGCAGUGCCGUCUGCUGGCCCUCGAGCAGAACUUUUCCUUCCCUCGCUCAGCGCUGGCGGUGCAGCUGAGUACGGCGAGGGCGGGGCUUAGCCACUGUCAAGAAGCCUGCGCUUUCCUGGAGGCAGACCGGCCUAUCAGAGAGCAGGACAGUCCCCGUCGUGACGCCAGGUACCAGGUGUUCAGAGACCUGUGGGGGCGGGGUUUCUUCCUGACGUCUGCAGGGAAGUUUGGAGGAGACUUUCUGGUGUAUCCAGGUGACCCGCUGCGUUUCCAUGCCCACUUCAUUGCCGUCUGUCUGACUCUAGAUGAGUCCAUCUGCAUGCUGGACGUCCUCUCUGUGGCCCGGCUAGGCUCCAACGUGAAGAAGACAGUCCUGCUGUGCUCACCGGCGCCAGACGGCUCGGUCCACUACACGUCGUUGCAGUGGAGCGGGAUGAUGUAACGGUGGAACCGGACCACUUUCUGCUGAAUUCAGGACAUCAGGAAAUGACAAGGCCUUGAGAGAGGUCUGUGGACAUUCUGACCCUGUUUUCAACACAAACUUUUAGAACUGAUCGGAACAAGUCAGAAACCAGCUCUGAACCAGAACUGGACCAGCAUUAGUACUGAACCAGGCCAAUGGUCUGGCGGACCUGCUGAACUGACCUAGAAGGUAAAACCAGAGUUCCUGUCAGGCUCCAGCUGCAACAACAGGAUCUGGUCACAAGUUGCUGACAGGAGACCCAUUUAGGCCCCAUUGGGCCCUUAGCAGUGGUCUGAGGCCCGUUAACUCUGCUGAUGUGGACUUGAUUUGGGUUUAUACUGAUGUCGUUUUUCUUUUUGUGUUCUAAGUUUUCUCAUCUCUGUUCAAAGUCCCCCAAGGCCCUGGGUUCUUUGGGCCCGCAAGAGAUUCUCCUUGGGUCCUGGAGCCUUUUGGCCCACUAGGUUAGUACCUAAAUGGUACAGCUGACUCUCAGGGGCCAUGGGCCUUAUGAGGCUUGGGACUCUUUGGUGUCUGUGAACGAGCUUUUCGGCCCCCAACACUUGGGGCAUCCUGGUCUCUGGGUUUCUGACACGUUAGGUCCAUGAGCUUCCUUUAGUCCUGGAGCCCUUUGGACCCUUAGUUUUGAGCUUCUGGACCCAUAGCUGCUCCAUCAGUAGUUGGUAUGAAGGGUGUUCUUCAUCAGGUUUCAGGUUUAUGGUUCCUUCAUGAGCAGAAAUAGUUCUUUUGGUCCCAGAACCUUUAAAUUGAAAACGGUGGAUGAAGAAGUAAUAACCUGAAUGUGGACUGAUCAGUAACCCUAAUUUGGAACAUUUAUCUUCCGGUUUACCGUUUAUUAAGAUGAACAAACUCUUAAUGUUUGGAGAAAAAGGUUUUCUGUUGUGAUUGAAGCAGAAAACUUUCAGAUGAUUAAAAGAUCGUCAUGGAAAUUUGAGCUUUUUGUUAAAGGAGAAUCUGAUUUAUUGUGAACAUAGAUAAAAACUGUUGCUCAGAUUAAAGCAUCAUGUUCUAGAA
Molecule: messenger RNA, 2470 nt
Organism: Girardinichthys multiradiatus
Lineage: Eukaryota; Metazoa; Chordata; Actinopteri; Cyprinodontiformes; Goodeidae
Gene: tsen34
Product: TSEN34 tRNA splicing endonuclease subunit
Exons: 6
Coding region: 515-1417 (300 amino acids)
Biological process (GO): tRNA-type intron splice site recognition and cleavage; tRNA splicing, via endonucleolytic cleavage and ligation
Cellular component (GO): tRNA-intron endonuclease complex
Molecular function (GO): nucleic acid binding; tRNA-intron lyase activity
Source: RefSeq, a predicted model, not a curated record